Molecule: messenger RNA, 1868 nt
Organism: Crotalus tigris (Tiger rattlesnake)
Lineage: Eukaryota; Metazoa; Chordata; Lepidosauria; Squamata; Viperidae
Product: polypeptide N-acetylgalactosaminyltransferase-like 6
Exons: 8
Coding region: 25-1251 (408 amino acids)
Cellular component (GO): Golgi apparatus
Source: RefSeq, a predicted model, not a curated record
UUAAAAAAAAACCUGGAGGAAUAUAUGGCACAUAUUGACAAAGUGAGAAUUGUGCGCACCAAGAAGCGGGAAGGACUUAUUCGCACCAGAUUACUUGGAGCUACAAUAGCUAAAGGAGAAGUAUUGACUUUUCUAGAUUCACACUGUGAAGUUAAUGUGAACUGGCUACCUCCUUUACUAAACCAGAUUGCACUGAACUAUAAAACUAUUGUAUGUCCCAUGAUUGAUGUCAUUGACCACAAUCACUUUGGGUAUGAGGCACAAGCAGGGGAUGCCAUGCGUGGAGCCUUUGACUGGGAGAUGUAUUACAAAAGAAUACCAAUUCCACCGGAGCUCCAAAGGACUGAUCCCAGUGAUCCUUUUGAAUCUCCUGUUAUGGCUGGAGGCCUCUUUGCUGUUAAUAGAAAGUGGUUUUGGGAUCUUGGUGGCUAUGACCCUGGAUUAGAAAUCUGGGGAGGAGAACAGUAUGAAAUAUCAUUCAAAGUCUGGAUGUGUGGAGGUGGCAUGUUUGACGUUCCAUGUUCUAGAGUUGGGCACAUCUAUAGGAAAUAUGUUCCCUAUAAAGUCCCAUCUGGCACCAGUUUAGCAAGGAACCUGAAACGUGUGGCAGAAACUUGGAUGGAUGAGUUUGCUGAAUAUGUUUAUCAGCGGCGUCCUGAAUAUAGGCAUCUUUCCACUGGCGAUAUUUCAGCCCAGAAGGAGCUUCGCAAGCAUCUCAAGUGCAAGGAUUUCAAGUGGUUCAUGGCUGCAGUGGCUUGGGAUGUCCCCAAGUAUUUUCCACCAGUGGAGCCACAACCUGCUUCUUGGGGAGAGAUUCGGAAUGUGGCAUCUAAUCUCUGUAUGGACAGUAAGCAUGGUGGAACAGGCACUGAACUUAGACUAGAUAUAUGUGUGAAGGAUGGUUCUGAACGGACAUGGUCACAUGAGCAGCUGUUCACCUUUGGUUGGAGAGAAGACAUCCGUCCAGGAGAACCUCUUCACAGCCGAAAAUUCUGCUUCGAUGCAAUUUCACACAGUAGUCCUGUCACACUUUAUGACUGUCAUGGUAUGAAAGGCAACCAGCAUUGGAACUAUAGGAAGGACAAAACUUUAUUCCAUGCUGUGAGCGGCAGCUGCAUUGAUUGCAAUCCAGCAGAGAAGAAGAUUUUCAUGAAUAGAUGUGAUCCUUUAUCUGAAACUCAACAGUGGAUUUUUGAGCAUAUUAAUAUGACUGUUAUAGAAAAAAUUAUCAGCAAAGAAACCAGCUCUUAGCAAGGAACAGAAAACAAACUGCUCUGUAUAGAUUGAAAACAACAUUUUGGCCAGCAUCUGAAUUAGAGGAAUCAGAAAUUAAGUUUUCCUAGAGCAAGGAAAUCUGUCCUGAAGAUUAAGCAAAUGCCAGGGCAGAAGCCAGCCACAUAUCACUGCAGAUGGACAAUAUCUCAAGAACUUGGCUAAGAACAUUACCAGCUGCUGCUGAGGUUUAAACUCUGCUGACAAUUCCCUUGCUGGUCAAGGGAGAACUUUAUUUAAAAUAAUGAAAUGAUUCAAAUGCUUAGUGUUAAUAAAGUUAAGCAAAAGUUUUAGAGUUUCUCAGGUUAAACCCUGCUAUAGUGAGUAGGUACAAUUAGUUGUUGUCAUUUAUGGAUAACUAAUGGAGUGCAUGACUGCUAGGGGGGAUGUUUGAAUUGGCAUUGAACUAGCAACAUGUAUGAAAUGUUGCCAAAAUUGUGAAGGAGAUAUGUUCUAAUGCCAUUUCAUUCCCUCAGCAAAUGUUUGAGUCGCGAGGUUAUCUAAAUAAAGGGUCACAGCAGAGAAUAUUGACAGCCUCCUUGUUAUGUUCUUUUCAGUGUUGAAUAGGAAAUGGAUUUUUUAAAAAGUAAUUUUAG